This is a messenger RNA of Botrytis byssoidea, 1137 nucleotides long. RefSeq lists its product as uncharacterized. The record is from RefSeq and is a predicted model, not a curated record. The coding region runs from base 1 to 1137 and encodes 378 amino acids. Lineage: Eukaryota; Fungi; Ascomycota; Leotiomycetes; Helotiales; Sclerotiniaceae. The transcript has 4 exons.
AUGUCCCAUCCUAGGGAAAAGACUGAAGCUGAAAAGCUUGCGGGUAUGUUAGCUAUACAUGCGGAAAUGACUCGCAGGUGGAAAGCAUCAGGAUUUCACGCCGUUCAAAAAGAAUGGCUAGAAAAGACGAUAUUUCCUUUGAAGCUAGUAGUGGAUUCAGCGUUAUCCAUGGGUGUUGGAUCGAUACAGGGUGGCCCAAAUAGUUCUUACAAGUAUGAUAAAUAUUACGGUUCGCGAAAUGAAGAACAAGACAUAGAUCUUCACCAUCUUUCUCAAGUGGUUGGCUUUGAAUGUUGGAUUGAUAUUUUGAGGCAAAAAUUCAAUAUUCCACCAAGUAAAGUGUACUUUCAGGAUCCGGGUUUCACCGAUCUCGAGAAAUUAUUCAUCACUUCACUUGGCCAUACAGUACUAGAGCAUCCCCAAGCAUACAAAAUACUCACACAGCGAACAUUUUUCUGUUCUUGUCGCCUAUACAAAGAUAUUGUGGCAGCUUGCUUUAGUGCUGCCAUGCCGGACUUGGCUGUUAUGUCACCACUUUGGCUGGAUAGCUGGGUAACAUCUCCGUACUACGAGGGCGGACCCUAUUUUAACAAAAUGAGGCGAACUAUCCGUCGGUACGCCAGGACACACCUUAGCCAAAAGCAAGGUCCAAUCUUUGAACGCACUCGCGAUGCAGACCUCAUAGAUUUGAGUAUAGACAGAUUAAUGCAUAGCUGGAUGCAAGACGUGGAGUGGUAUUGGAGGCCGAAUGAUUUGAGCGUAAUAGGGGAUAUAGGCGAACCGAUAGAUCAAGAAGUGUGGCGUUUCUUACCCGGAAUGUACGGUGUAAUCGAUUCCCUAGGAGGAGGGAUGGCAUAUGUGGAGAUGGCUAUAGAAAUGCAGAGGAGGCGUCGUGAGGAAAGCCCAUUAGAAGAAAUACCAAGUGGAUCUGAGUGGGAAUAUCAGGGGAAAGAAGGUGGACCGGAGCCAGAGCCGGAGCCUGAACCAGAGCCAGAGCCAGACAAACCAUUACCAUCUCCAAAAAUAACUCCUAGGUCCCCUCCCUAUCAUGAUAGGUAUCGCGGUAAUAAAAGACGACUGACACGAAUCAGAAAGCUGCGGGCAUAUCGCGACGAUGGCACGGUAAACUUUUCAUGA